CUGACUACAGAUGCUGUUAACCGUCACGCGAUUAAAACAUGCAACUAUUGCUUGUCACCUAUAUUGUCAUAUAACUAAAAAAAUUGUAUCCAGAUAUUGGAAUAAAGAAAUGAGUUUUAAGAUUUUUUUUGUGUUUUGUCUAUAUUUAGGAGUAACGGAAACCAAAGUGUUCAAAAAUUUCAACAAAUGUCGCCAUUUCUUUUACAAAGGACAAAGUCCAAGUUUUUUAAAUCUUUCUGGGGAUAUUGUUUACAUAUGUCAACAGUACAACAACAAAUUUUUUUAUGCAACUCUUUAUGAUACAAAGAAUAGAAUUCCUGUAUACAGUGCAUUAGAACUAGACUUACGUUUUAAUGGCAAACGUCUCGAUGACAAAUUUUUCAUAGAGCCAAUGCUAGCAACUAAUGGAGGAGGAAACAUGAUCGAAUUUGACUCUUCUAAACAUUCGACGUAUGGAAAAAAGCAAGCAUUAGGUACGGACUACAGCAAUAGUGGAUAUGACAGAGGCCAUUUAAAUCCACAAAUGUUCAAUACAUUAGAUGAUGACACCAGAUAUGCAACCAAUACUUUUACUAAUAUUGCGCCACAAUAUGAACCAUUCAACCUAGGAACAUGGCAGGACAUGGAGAAAAAACUAUUGAGCACUACAAAAGCUGAAUGUAACUUUCCAGGAGCAAGAAGAUAUGUUAUUGUAGGAGUGCAACCAAGUUCCAAUAGAUAUAUAGAGCGAGAUAUAGGUAACCAGCAAGAUGUAAAAAGAGUUAAUGUACCAAAAUUUUACUGGACUGCCAUUUGUUGUGAUACCUCUACGGCGACUGACACUGAUGAUCGAGAAAAGGGUUGGUCGUUUGCAUAUAAAGCAGAUAAUAUAUAUGACAGAGCCGUCACUGUUACUUUUGACCCUGUGGACAAAUUUCUACCGAAUCAGUACUCAAAAAUAUUUGCGGAUUACACUAGCAAUGGGAAAACCGUAGUAGGCUGUCAAUUCAGUAGAGAUGAUGCUGUACGAAUUAUUACGCAUAUUAAACAAACUAUCGGAGGUUUUCCAAUAUUUGAACCGAAUCCUACAUCACGCUUCUAACCAAUAGCAUUUUAUCUAAUACUAUUCGGAAUUAGUAAGAACCUUAUAGACCGAAUAAUACCAGCUUAAAACUAUUAACUGUUUAUUAAAA
Messenger RNA from Mytilus californianus (California mussel), 1172 nucleotides. RefSeq names its product endonuclease domain-containing 1 protein-like. The record is from RefSeq and is a predicted model, not a curated record. The coding region runs from base 11 to 1081 and encodes 356 amino acids. The transcript has 2 exons. Lineage: Eukaryota; Metazoa; Mollusca; Bivalvia; Mytilida; Mytilidae. Gene Ontology annotation, molecular function: nucleic acid binding; hydrolase activity; metal ion binding.